CAAAAACAACUGGGAACGUUCGUAAAAUGGACAUCAGUGCAUUCUCUGGAGAGGAUUUUGAUGUGAGCUCUUGGCUCAAUCAAUCGUACGAACGAUCGCAAAAUGCCUCGUCGAAGGAGGCGUUCGUGUCGUCGCUCGUUUCCAAGAUGCAACUCUACGUGCAGCAGAUUAAUUUAGCUCUGGAACAGACCGGCGGACAAGUGCUGAAAAACAUUCCUAAGGUCAUCAACGAUGCCAACAUGUUGCAGGUUGAGUCGGGUUUGCUGAAACAGCGCAUGAGCCAGGUGCAGCGGGAAAUAUCCAACCUGCACACGGAAACCGGCGAUUGCAUGGCUACUCUCGAGCGGCUCGAUUCCAUCAAGGGCCGCCUUCAGGCUUCGAAGCAGUGCCUGCAGGAGGCCGAUGGUUGGGGUAAGCUGUCUGGUGAGCUGGAUGAUCUGCUUGAGAAAUCCGACAUUGAAGCGGCCAGUCGGAAGCUGCUGUCGCUGCAGAAAUCUUUGGCCGCACAAAUCGGCCUGCACGGACACUCGGAGCGCGAAAGCCAGGUGGAGUAUUUCAAAAACCGCCUCGAAGCCCUCAUCAGUCCGUCGGUAGUGGCUGCGCUUCGUUCGUUGGAUGCUGUGGCAUGUCGCCAGUACGUCGGUAUAUUCGAGGGAAUUGAUCGGUUGCCUCAAUUGAAGCAGUACUACCGCACGGUACUGAAGGCAUUCGUGCAUGAGCAGUGGCGGAACGCCAUCGAAAGCAGCGAGAGUGGCGGUUCGGAUGUACUGAAGGAGUUCUAUGACCUUCUGUUGGAACUGCUGAAAACUCACCUUCGCUGGUGUAGCCAAACCUUUGGAGAAGCCAAUGAAUGCGUGCUGGCUACCGCAGAAGCGCUGGAAAACCUCGAACCAACACGCGAAAGUAUUGUGCGCAGUGCUCUCAAGCGUUCCGGUGACAAAUUUUGGACACUGAAACAAUUCUCGCAGGUGAACGUGGCGGCUGGUAGCAAGAUGGAAUCGUGGCUACUUGGUGGGAAGCAGCAGCAGCAAGAUGUAAUAAUUUGCAAAGAUGAAAUCGUUCUCGGACGCCUGUCUGGCUCACUCUUCGUUUACUUUGGCAUCUUCCUGAAAGAGUAUCCAACUAUUGAAAAUGCACAUCUGGAAGCGGCACUCACUGGUUUGAACAUUCUCGGCACAACGUCCUCGGACAGUGUGCACAAUCUGGAAAGUGCGAAUGCGAAGGUACUACGCUGGACAACGGAGGCAACCAUUCGUUGUGAGGAGAUCACGCAAAACUGUGCGCUCCUCUCCCUGGGCAGCGUUUUGCAGAACUGUUUGCUCACCUACUUGGAUCAGUACCAUCGUUGCCAGCAGCAGCUGGCCGCCAGUCAACCGGAUCAAACCGAUUGGAACCUGCUGCAGCUGAGCGUUGUAUUGCUGCAGUGUCUUGGAAGUUUUCGUCAGGCAGUUCAGGAGCAGGAGCAAACGUUCGUCCGUAGUGUACUGUCGAAACAGCAGCAGUUGCGCUCCGAUCCGGUGGACGUUCGAUUCGGUUAUCGGUUGCAAACGAAGGGUGAAGCACAAGAGUUCGAGAAGCUUGCCACUACAUUCCAGCAGACGUUGGACAGUCAACCUGGUGCGACCGUCGAGCAUUUCGUUGAGUUUCACGAGCGUAUGAAGCGCACCUGCGAGGACAUUCACGACACACUGUUGCGCAUUGCUUUCUCGCCGAUCACGAAGCACUUUCGGCAGAUUCAAUCGAACGGUUCGAUCGGUGCGGCAUCCAUUGCGGCCGAUAAUCUACCCGAUUACAGCUACGCUCCGCAAGAGUACAUUACUUUGAUCUGUCAGUAUUUGCUAACAUUGCCGCAGCACCUAGAACCAUUGCUGCUAGCACCGGCCACGGUGCUAAAGGCGGUGCUCGAGGUAGCCGACACGCGCUACGCCUCGACCCGGCCUUGUGCCGACGUAUUUUUGGCGUUGAUCGUGGAAGAAUCAGAAGCACUGUACGUGGAACAGAUUGAGAAUAUUUGUUCACUGACAUUGACCGAAGCGAAACAACUAGCCACCGACAUCGAAUAUUUCGGAAGCGUUCUGGAGGAGAUGGGACAAUCGCUAGGCAGCAAUCUUCAACAAACGGUUAAAUUGCUGCGAGCACCAUUGGAAUCGUACUCCACGGCUGCCUCGGGUUGUGAUCCUAUGCUCGUGGCCGCUAUUCGACAAAAACGAAACCUAGUUUCUUGUUAAAAAUUAUUUCGUACAUAAAUACACAUCAUUUGACAAA
Messenger RNA from Anopheles darlingi, 2265 nucleotides. It is a transcript of the gene Cog7, whose product is annotated as conserved oligomeric Golgi complex subunit 7. The transcript has 3 exons. Gene Ontology annotation, cellular component: COG complex. Lineage: Eukaryota; Metazoa; Arthropoda; Insecta; Diptera; Culicidae. Bases 27 to 2228 code for a protein of 733 amino acids. The record is from RefSeq and is a predicted model, not a curated record. Gene Ontology annotation, biological process: retrograde vesicle-mediated transport, Golgi to endoplasmic reticulum; Golgi organization; intracellular protein transport.